GACUCCUGCGCGCGGCCGCACGUGAUGGCCGUCGGAGCUUGAGGAGAGCAUGAACGCCAGCGCCCCGCACGCGGCGCAGCCGUCCUCCUUCCAGCCGCCCACCAUCCCGGUGAUCAUGUUCCUCUUCGGCGUGGUGGGGAACGUGACGGCCAUCGCGGUGCUGCGCAUCUCGCGCAAGGAGCAGAAGGAGACCACGUUCUACACGCUGGUGUGCGGCCUGGCCGUCACCGACCUGCUGGGCACGCUGCUGGCCAGCCCGGUCACCAUCGCCACGUACGUGCGCGGCGCCUGGCCCGGCGCCCGGCCGCUGUGCCAGUACUCGGGCUUCGUCCUGCUCUUCUUCUUCAUGGCGCAGCUGUGCAUCCUGUGCGCCAUGUCGGUGGAGCGCUACCUGGCCAUCAACCACGCCUACUUCUACAACGAGUACGUCAGCCAGCGGCCGGCGGCGCUGGCGCUGCUCGCCAUCUACGUAGGCAACGCGGGGCUGUGCGCGCUGCCGGGCGCGGGCUGGGGGGAGGUCAAGCUGCAGCGGCCCGGCAGCUGGUGCUUCAUCGACUGGCACGGCGGCGGCAACCGCACGUCGGUGGCCGCCUUCAACCUGAUGUACGCCGGCGUCAACGCGGCCGUCGUGCUGGCCACGGUGGCCUGCAACGUCAUGGUGUGCGGCGCGCUCAUCCUCAUGCGCCGCCGCUUCGUGCGCCGCACGUCGCGGCGGCGGCGCCCGGCCGAGACGCGGCCCGGGCGCCGCCGGAGCUUGGGGCGCCUGGCCGCAGCCGAGAUCCAGAUGGUCAUCCUGCUCGUCGCCACUUCCGCCGUGGUGCUCGUCUGCUCCAUCCCCUUGCUGCUGAGGAUCUUCGUGAACCAGCUGUACAGCAACCAAAAGGAAGAGUCCACGGGGCUCAACAAAGACCUGCUGGCCAUCCGCAUGGCCUCCGUCAACCCCAUCCUGGACCCGUGGGUGUACAUCCUGCUCCGGAAGACGGUGGUCCUCACGCUCAUGGAGAAGAUCAAGUGUCUGUUCUGCAAGAUGGGAAGAGGCCGGCGAGGGGGCGGGGGUCGGUUCCGCUGCGGCGGCGCCCGCCCGUCGUCGUCGUCGUCGUCGUCCAUCGUGUCGCGGGACUCGCCGUCUUUGGUGUCGCGGGGGCGGCAGGGGACGGCGUGCACCUCGCUGACUUUUCUGUACCCGGCCGAGGGCGGGACGGCGUCCUUUCGAGAGGGGGCGGACGGGGAACGCGGCUCGUCACCGGCCCCGAGGGAGGUCGGGGGGACUCGCACGGAGCCCCGGGGGUGGCCCGCGGAGGCUCUGCCGCCGGAGAGCUCCAAGCCGGCUUUGCAAGUGUCGCUUACGGACAGGACGGCAAGCGCCCAGGAGAGAUGCAUCUGAGCCGAGACCGAAGCUCGCGGUUCAUCUCGUCGGCUGUAAAUAUUGGCGCUGGCCUCGUUGGCCACCGAGACGGAACGAAAUCACGCCACGGGGCUCGACGCUCAAUCCCGAUUCUCUUGACUGGAUUUACACCGAACCCCCGUUUUAGCUCCGAUUCGUUCCACGACCACCCGCAGUAAGUGAAAAUCAAUUUAAAAAAAAUAAAAACAUGUUAAGAAAUAGCACCCCCCUUAUCACUUGAAACACAUUUGAACUUCUCAAAAUGUACACUGAACCGCCGUGUCAAAGCAGAUUUAAAAAAAGAAAGAAAAAUGAUCCUCCAUUAUUUGGCGCAUCUAUGUGGCAUACUAGUGCCAAAGAACUACGUCGAAGUCACUGGAGGAGUUUCACUUCGACAAAAGUCCUGCUUUGGCGCCAUCUGUUGGCAUCUUUGAACUAUGUUAAAGUGAGUUGUGUGAUUGAGACAGAAGUAGUGUUCUGUCACCAUAUCUAGCGUCUAUAUAUUUGGGGGUGAGCUCAUUUCGCUGCUCAGGGGAAGGCUAGGUCUCAAGCGGGGGUUCCCUGUAAAAAUACAAGCCCGUCCCAUUUUUCAAAUAUUCCCAAUAUCGCACUUUUUCAAGAGUGUUCGCCAAAUGACAAGUAAGCUGUUCAAAUGUGAAUGUUUUUGUCGCAAGACGCUAAUUUAUUUUGGCGUGCGAAAAUGUGUACGUUCCGGUUUUCUCCGUGAGAAAAUGCCGAUACGACGAGACGACGGCCUCAACUGCGUGAGAGCAAAAGCCCUGAAAGAGCUCAGACGUGAUUCUCUUUACUGCAAAUUGUUAAUCUUGUCACGAAUGUGAUCCCAUUUAUCGUCACAUUGUCUUGAUGCAUCUGAAUAUUGUUUUUUUUU
This is a messenger RNA of Phycodurus eques (leafy seadragon), 2273 nucleotides long. It is a transcript of the gene ptger4b, whose product is annotated as prostaglandin E receptor 4 (subtype EP4) b. Gene Ontology annotation, biological process: cellular response to prostaglandin E stimulus; inflammatory response; negative regulation of inflammatory response. Bases 50 to 1384 code for a protein of 444 amino acids. Gene Ontology annotation, molecular function: prostaglandin E receptor activity. The record is from RefSeq and is a predicted model, not a curated record. The transcript has 2 exons. Gene Ontology annotation, cellular component: plasma membrane. Lineage: Eukaryota; Metazoa; Chordata; Actinopteri; Syngnathiformes; Syngnathidae.